CUUUAGAAAUUAUGGAGCUAGCCGAUUUCCACAUACGCGAGAGCACCCAGACUGUUUGAGCAGCUGGCCUGAGUGCCGGCUGCCCGCAUCCGACCCCCGGGAACCCACUCCGUCGGACGGCCAGAACAGAAGAGCUCCGAACUCCAGACGCACCGCACCGCACGCACAUCUGGCAACCGAAAGCGACUCGCCGCGCCGGUUGUUGAACUCUUGACACUUGACUGAGAAUAGAUUACCGCCCGCGGGUUCAAUAGGAAUUUGGCGAAUCGGCCGAGUCAGCAGUUAGCACCACUGGGAAUUGAAUUCAAUCGAACAUAAUCAUCGAAUCGCGCCACAUGUAUGCCUACAAGAUGGGUCGAGUUCCGGAGCUGGUUAUAUGCUCCUUCAUCGUGGUCAGCCUGCUGGUCAUACACUUCUUCUCGGAUCUGCUGAGAGCCUCUUUGGGCGGCUACUACAACCAGGAUGUGACCCUCUCCCAGCUGGUCGAGUCCCAGAGCUCGGACUACGCCUGGCUGCUCAAGCUCCUGGUCAAUUGCUUCGGCUACAGCUGCGUCUUUGUGCCGGGCUAUCUGAUCUACAAGUAUGUGGGCAGGAUCAACUACCUGGAGCGGGGCAACAAGACUUUUCUGCACAGAGCCAUCAACAUGUGCAUCACGGGAAACUCGGGACACGAUCAACUGGAUGCAGGUGGCAGUUCCGCGGACAAGGAUCGUCCGGCGGCUUCGACGGCCCCCAAGCGAACGAGUUCCCAGGAGGCUGUGCAGCUACUUUGGUGCUUUGGCGGCCUCAUGAUCUCCUAUCUCACCUGGGGCGUGCUGCAGGAGAAGAUCAUGACGCAGCACUAUCUUAAUUUCGCCGGAGAGAGUGCCAAGUUCAAGGACUCACAGUUUCUGGUCUUCUCCAACCGCUUGCUGGCCUUCCUCGUGGCUCUGGCCUACCUGCAAUGGCAGCCCUCGCCUGUGCGACAUCGCGCUCCGCUGUACAAGUACUCCUACGCCUCCUUCUCGAACAUAAUGAGCGCCUGGUUCCAGUACGAGGCCCUGAAGUUUGUCAACUUUCCCACCCAGGUGCUGGCCAAGUCCUGCAAGAUAAUACCCGUGAUGCUGAUGGGCAAACUCAUGUCGAAGGCCAAGUACGAGAGCUACGAGUAUGUGACUGCUUUGCUCAUCUCGCUGGGCAUGAUAUUCUUCAUGAGCGGCUCCUCGGACAGCAGCAAGGCCAGUGGAGUGACCACGCUCACGGGCAUCUUCCUGCUCUCCAUGUACAUGGUCUUCGACAGCUUCACCGCCAACUGGCAGGGAUCGCUCUUCAAGAGCUACGGCAUGACGCCGCUGCAGAUGAUGUGCGGCGUGAACCUGUUCUCCUCCGUCUUCACUGGAGCCUCGCUGUCGAUGCAGGGAGGAUUCAUGGACUCCUUGGCAUUUGCCACAGAGCAUCCCAAGUUCGUGUUUGACAUGGUUGUGCUUUCCGUUUGCUCAGCGGUCGGCCAAUUGUUUAUCUAUCACACAAUUGAUGUCUUCGGCCCAGUUGUGUUUACCAUUAUAAUGACACUGCGACAGGCCGUGGCCAUCAUGCUCUCCUGCUUCAUCUACCAGCACAGCAUUUCGGUGCUGGGCAUCUUCGGUGUUCUGAUUGUCUUCGUGGCCAUCUUUCUGAGGGUCUACUGCACCCAGCGACUGAGGGCUAUACGCAAACGGGCCGAGGCUAACAAACCGAAAAUGGCUGUCUAAAAAUGGGACGUGGACACGCCUCGAAUGCAACGCACAGACUUCCUAGCUCAGCCUAUUUAUUGUACUGAUAGUAGCUCAUGGUAAGUUCCACUUCCGCAGACCAAACAGAGGCUGCCUGGACUCCACAAAUAUUGUACAGUUUUGUUUUACUAGUUCUAAGUUGAAUGUAUACUUGUAAGCGUAAGCGUAGACGCCUAACGAUCGAUUUGUGUGCUUAAAUAAACUUUUUAUAUGCUUAAGUAA
This is a messenger RNA of Drosophila takahashii, 1973 nucleotides long. RefSeq names its product adenosine 3'-phospho 5'-phosphosulfate transporter 1 (gene sll). Gene Ontology annotation, biological process: transmembrane transport. Gene Ontology annotation, cellular component: Golgi membrane; endoplasmic reticulum membrane. The record is from RefSeq and is a predicted model, not a curated record. Lineage: Eukaryota; Metazoa; Arthropoda; Insecta; Diptera; Drosophilidae. Gene Ontology annotation, molecular function: 3'-phosphoadenosine 5'-phosphosulfate transmembrane transporter activity.